Messenger RNA from Leptidea sinapis, 11466 nucleotides. RefSeq names its product zinc finger homeobox protein 3 (gene zfh2). NCBI's taxonomy places the organism in Eukaryota, Metazoa, Arthropoda, Insecta, Lepidoptera, Pieridae. Gene Ontology annotation, cellular component: nucleus. The record is from RefSeq and is a predicted model, not a curated record. The transcript has 5 exons. Gene Ontology annotation, biological process: regulation of transcription by RNA polymerase II. Gene Ontology annotation, molecular function: DNA-binding transcription factor activity, RNA polymerase II-specific; zinc ion binding; RNA polymerase II cis-regulatory region sequence-specific DNA binding. Bases 235 to 9117 code for a protein of 2960 amino acids.
GUUGACAGUGAAACGUCGCGCGCGCUUUACAAUCCGAUACAAUUAGAAAAACUGAGUUCCUAAUCGUGUGUGUUACCGUGUCGCAAGUUUGUGUUCUGACUUAGUGUUUGUUUUGUUUUUCCGGAUACUGAGCGAGUGUUUGUGACUGCGUAUGCCGCACGGUUUUGUUUAGCGGCGAUCGGCAGGACAUGCUCUCAGGAGAGCAUGUGAUGCCGGCCUUUGACGCCCGGCGCAAUGCCCACGCCGCUGCAGCCCGGCGGCCCCGCUAGCGGCCCGUCCCCGGAGCGCAAGCGGCGCCGCAAGCGCGACGACCCGCAGAGCUCGGCAGCACUUGAGCCCGACGACGACGGCGACAUGAGCCCCGAAGAGGAACCGAGGAACACGCCAGCGGCCCCCGCCGCACCUACCCCCGCGCCCUCUUCAGCACCCGCGCCUACUUCACCUCCCGCCGCCCCGGACGCAGUUGAUCUCACCUCAAGACGAGACUCUCCACCUCUAUCCUCCGAUGUAGAACAUUUUGAUGGCAAGAUUGUCUACAACCCAGAUGGCUCGGCUUAUAUCAUAGAGGAUCCUGAACUAUCGGAGGGUGAAACGAGUUUAUCAGAUUUGCCAAAAAUAGAGCCGGGAUGUAUCGUCGAUAGCAGAGAUAGCAACGUCGUUGAGCGGCAACUGGAUUUCCCGCAGAUUGCCAGUGCAUUUUACGUAUCAAGAAAUCCAUCUUUGUAUGGGGCUUUGUAUGGAAGACUGGCGGCUGAGAGAGCAAGGGCGAGACCCGAUGCGCCAGUGAUGCAUAGUUAUCGCGUGUUUAGUUUUCGGGGUAGCAAAGAAACUCCAAGACCACCAUCACCAGUGCCAGAGUGUCCCGUAAGCGUUCCAGUGAAACCAAUUCUUAUGUGUUUUAUUUGUAAACUGAGCUUUGGCUACGCCAAGUCUUUUGUAGCACAUGCCCAAUCAGAUCAUAGCUUAUCACUACUUGACUCAGAAAGAGAUGCUUUAUCAAGAGAAAACUCGUCAGCCAUCAUACAAUGUGUUGGAAAGGAUAAAGAACCUCUAGUCUCAUUUUUAGAACCUGUAGGUUCUGCUGCACCCCAACGAGCUUCUGCUUCUGGAAGUCCUGCGAAUAUUUCAGAAUUGUCAAGCCCGUCAAUAGACAAAAGGCCAGACCUAAUGACGCCUAACAGACAAAGUGAUGAUUUGUUACCCAACGGAUCAUGUGAUGAUAGAAGGCUGAGCCCACCAGGUUGGCGGCCGCCAAGAUCGAUAGCAGAAUCAUUGCUUCCACAACAUUCACUCAUAUCUGUAGCACAUCCUCAUACAAUUAAUGCUUCAGUACAACACAGAGUAAGUCCGAAUUCUUCUCCACCCUUUCAAGCAGCACCACCUGCAUUCUUGUCUGGAACUACGAUAGGUGUCUGUCCAGAUCAUUUAGGCGGAAGACCAUCGGGUGCUGAUUGUCCUAAAUGUGAGCUUAUUUUAAAUUCUGGUAGACUAGGUGGACCGUUAGCUGGCAUGCACAGUAGAAAUUCGUGUAAAACUCUGAAAUGUCCAAAGUGUAACUGGCAUUAUAAAUAUCAAGAAACCUUAGAAAUACAUAUGAAAGAAAAACAUCCAGAAGCUGAAACGAGUUGCAUUUAUUGUAUCGCUGGUCAACCCCAUCCACGAUUAGCACGUGGUGAGACCUAUACGUGUGGAUAUAAGCCCUAUCGAUGUGAAGUGUGCAAUUAUUCUACUACCACAAAAGGUAACCUUAGUAUACAUAUGCAAUCAGACAAACAUCUUAACAAUAUGCAAGAAUUGCAGAACGGUGGAAAUCCAGUAGAUGGCAAUCUUCCACCUUCACAACAUACUCCACCUGGAGCACACAAACCACCCCUUCCACACCAUUCUCCAUUGGGGCAGAAACCUAAACCCACAUUCAGAUGUGACGUGUGUAACUAUGAAACCAAUGUUGCGAGAAAUCUGAGGAUUCACAUGACGUCUGAGAAACAUACUCACAACAUGCUUGUUCUGCAACAGAACGUCAAACAUAUGCAGACCUUAUCGGCUUUACAUCAUAGACAGCAAAGUCAACAACAACUAGAAAGCCUGCUACAUUUCCAUGGAGGAGAUGCUCCACCUCCAAAUCCUGAAGCCGCUUUAGCUGACAUGGCGUAUAACCAAGCCCUGAUGAUUCAACUGAUGACUGGUGGGCCUGGACCAUCACCGCCAGAAUUAGGAGCACAUUUAGAUGUCGGGUUGAACCCAGAUGCUAUGGAACCACCCCCAGAGCCUGCAGACCCAGAACCCGAGAGAACCUAUCACUGCUGUAUAUGCAACUGCUUUUCCACUGAUUCUCUUGAAGCAUUGGGUCACCACUUAGCUCAAGAUAGAACAAAGAUAAGAGAGCAGGAAAUUUUGGCCCUUGUUGCUGGUCAUUACGUUUGCAAGUUGUGUACAUACAAAACGAAUCUAAAAGCAAAUUUCCAACUGCACUGUAAAACAGACAAACAUCUUCAAAGAUUGCAGCAUGUGAAUCAUGUUAAAGAAGGAGGACCGAGAAACGAAUGGAAGCUUAAGUUUUGUGGUGGUGUUGGAACUGGAGCAGCUGGUGUAGGUGGUGUGCAAGUUAGAUGUUGUGCUUGUGAUUACUAUACGAAUUCGGCGCAUAAGUUGCAACUUCAUGCCGCUGGAGCGAGGCACGAGGCUGCUGCUCUAUUGUUGAGACAUCUGAGAGACUGCGCGUCUGGAAUACCACGCGAUCGUCCCCGAGUGUACCGUUGUGCUCUCUGUGGAUUUGGAGCUCCUCAUCGCCUGCCGCUGCUACAACACGUGCGAUCUGUUAAACAUCUACAAAUGGAGCAAAUUCAUCAGCUACAGCGCCGCUCGGAAGGCAAGGACCCAACUCCAGACGUCGCCGAGCUAUUUCAAGUUAUACCUCAACCUCCAGAGUUGCCAAGUCCAUAUGAUCAACAGGAUGUUGAUACAAAAGAGCCGAUUGAUCAGAAGCCGGAGCUUACACAGGAACAAAAAAUGAUGAGAUUUUUGGAACAGCACCAACAACUACAGCAGCAGCAACAGCAGGCGCAACAGCUUGCUCAACAACAUCCUCAACAAUCCCUUCACCAAUUGAAUGAAAAGGAGGAAGAUGAGAGCUCAGGUUCACAUUCAUGCCCGUACUGCAACUUCAUUUGUGACAGCGAAAGCAAACUCCAUGCACAUGUUGCCAGCUUGCAUAGUGACACCACGAGACAUUUCAUGUGUCCUUUAUGUCAAGACGCUUUCAAGGACAGGCCAGCUCUCGAGCGACAUGUGAUGCAGAUUCACUCCGUCAACUCAGAGGGUUUGCAGCGUUUGUUACUGCUCGUCGAUCAAAGUCAUUGGUUGAAUGGCAACUCUCAAAAUCAACAAGAUUCAAGACAAGGUGAUGAGGAACGCGAGAUAUCAUCCCCACGUUCUGAAGGUAGUGUAGAUGGUGAGAUGGAGAGGUGUUCAACCUGUAACAAAACUUUCAGGAAUGUUGAUGAACUCUGCCAUCACCAGAACGAACUGGGGCACUUGGAAUUAAAACAAACGCCGCAAGGUCCAGGCUAUGUGUGUUGGAAGAAGGGAUGCAACCGCUACUUUGAUGCCGCCCAUGCCCUUCAAAAUCACUUUAAAGAAACCCACGCACGUAAUUCAAUUGCAAAUAUGUCUGUAUCUGAAAAACAUGUUUACAAAUACCGCUGCAACCAAUGCAGUCUUGCAUUCAAAACCGUUGAGAAACUGCAGCUACAUUCACAGUAUCAUGUGAUUCGCGAUGCAACAAAAUGUAUAUUGUGUGGUCGAAGUUUUAGAUCGAUAUUGGCUUUGCAGAAACACGUAGAGACUUCUCAUCAGGAAUUGUCGGAAGAUGAGUUGGCUGCAUUUAAACGUAAUCUAGCAUCCAAUCCUCUCCUACAAACCACUCAAGGUGCUGCGCUAGAUUCUACAGCAGCAGAAUUAUUAAGAAAGGAAGCUUUGAGAACACCUGAUGAAGAGAUGGGUGACCUGGAAGAUCGGGAUCAUAGUGCGACAGCUGCUGAUGAAUCUGGUCAUAAUGAUGCUGAAAACUCUGAUGAUUCAAUAGUUUACAAGGAUCAACAGUUCUUGGAAGAUUAUUUGAACUCGCAAGCUAUGGCCGAAGAUUCUUACAAUGAUCCAAACAGGAAGUACAAAUGCCACAGAUGUAAGGUCGCGUUCACAAGACAAACAUAUCUAACUGCACAUAAUAAGACACUUCUGCAUCGUAAGGGUGAGAAGUUAACGUAUCCUAUGGAGAAAUACCUAGACCCUAAUCGGCCGUUCAAAUGUGAUGUAUGUAAAGAAUCUUUCACACAGAAAAAUAUACUAUUGGUUCAUUACAAUAGUGUUAGCCAUUUACACAAACUAAAACGGGCUAUGCAAGAACAACAAAAUAAUAAUAACCCUCCUGUGUCACCUGGUGCUGGGACGGCACCUUCAAACUUAACUCUAACACCUAAAAGUACGUCGAGCGAAGAAGAAGAUAGAAAGCGCUAUAAAUGUAACAUAUGCAAAGUUGCAUAUACACAGGGAAGCACGUUAGAUAUUCAUAUGCGAUCAGUAUUACAUCAAACACGUGCGGGAAAAUUACAGGAGCUAGCCGCAGCCGGCCACGUUGAUUUGUCGCGGCCUUUAGUUGAACAACCGGACAGGAACGACCCCGCCAAAAUUCUACAAGACGUGUUGUCGCCAAAAAAUACAUCCCCUUCAUCUACGAGCAGCGGGGGACCUCGGUCUUCACCCCCCGCGCGGCCAGGUAGCCCGCGAUCCCCUCGGGCAGGUAGCGCCGCGUGCGAGCGCUGCCACGCGUCAUUCCCAACUAGGGAGCUACUCGACGCACAUCGCACAACUUCAUGUCCGUUUGGAGAUGCGCGGACGCACUCACCACUCGGUGAAGCUGAAGCAGCUGCUUUGGACGAGAUGGUAGCUAAGGGCAAUCCGCCCAAAAGGAACUCCCAAAUGUAUAAGCAACUGUUAGAGACCUUUGGAUUCGACCUCGUCAUGCAAUACAAUGAAAAUCAACGCCGUAAGAUGCAAGAAGAACGGGAAAUGGCUCGAGUACCGAGUCCUCCCCCGCCACCACCCGAGGAGAAGCCUCCGGACAGUGAAACGAAAUCGACGUGUCAACAUUGCAAUAAAGAGUUUUCAAGUGUGUUUGUGUUAAAGACUCAUUGUGAAGAAGUGCAUAAAGACAAAGUUCCUCUUGAGUUCCUGGAACAAUUCGCGGAGCAGUUCAAGUCGGAAUACGAGAGAAAGUCUGGAGCUCCUAACUCACCAAGGGCUGCUUCACCGGCUCCCCAAAGUGAUCGUUCUCCGUCACCUAGAGGAGACAACAACGAUAGCUUUAGUGAAAAUAAUAACGGCUCAGGUGAAGCACAAGCUGGUGCUUUGCUUGCCGCUCAAGUGCAAGAGAUGCAGGCAGCCCUCAACAUGCUGCAGCUGCAACAGCAGUUGGGUCAACUGCAUCCUAUGGUUGCUCAGAUGCUGACCCUGGGCUUGCCUUUAGGAUUGAAUGUGGGAGCAUUGGCUGCGAUGAACCUGCAGCCACCAUUGGUGCCCCUGAUGUUACCACCUCCGCCCUUCGAUUCGAUGCCGUUUGCUCACGAUGCCCAGAUGAAACAGCAGCAAUUAAUUCAGCAACAGCAACAGGCAAAUGCUGCUGGCCAGAAACGAGCUCGAACUCGAAUCACGGAUGAUCAAUUGAAAAUAUUAAGAUCGCACUUCGAUAUUAAUAACUCGCCAAGUGACGAAGCUAUAGCUAAAAUGGCAAAGCAGUCUGGUCUCGCCACAAAGGUAAUCAAGCAUUGGUUUAGAAAUACGCUUUUCAAAGAACGGCAGCGCAACAAGGACUCGCCGUACAAUUUCAAUAAUCCGCCAUCUACAACUCUCAACCUUGAAGAGUACGAAAAGACAGGUGAAGCAAAAGUUACGACUUUAGACUCUUCCGCCAGCUCCGAUGAAGGAAAACCACCACCUGAAAAAAAAGCAAAAACAGAGGAACCCCUCACCUUGCAUCAACAAGAAGUUAAAUGUGAACCUCAUGAAGAACCUACGAUGGAGGAAAAGUACAAUUCAUAUGAUGAUCGGCACCAAGAAGAUAAAAGCUUUAUUUUUCAAGCGCCGUCCCAAAGCCCCGCUUUAAGUACACCUGAUAUCCAACAUAACAGCUUAUCUCGACCUCAGACGCCGACACACUUGUCCUUAAAUUCACUAAUUCAGUCUCAGUUGGAUUCGAUACCGGCUACGAGUAUCCCUCAGCCGCCUCAUCCGUCUAUGCUACCACCAAAAAUAAAUCCAAACUUCACGUCCCCAAACUCCGCGCCCCCGAAUGUCCUAUCUAUGACCCCAAAUCGCAGCCUCAGUCCUGGCAGAGGACCGGCCGAUUUCGGACUUUCCGGGGGCAACUCGAAUGGAUCCAACAGCUCGGGGUCUUCUGGCAAACGCGCCAACAGAACUAGAUUUACUGAUUAUCAAAUAAAAGUACUACAAGAGUUUUUUGAAAAUAACGCGUACCCAAAGGAUGAUGACUUGGAGUAUUUAUCUAAGCUAUUGGGCUUAAGCCCAAGAGUUAUAGUAGUAUGGUUUCAAAAUGCUCGUCAAAAAGCAAGAAAAGUAUACGAAAACCAGCCUGCUGCAGAUCCACCCGCAGGCUCCAUGGACGAUGCAAAUAGGUUUCAGCGCACACCAGGACUAAACUAUCAAUGCAAAAAAUGCCAACUAGUUUUUCAACGUUAUUAUGAGUUGAUAAGACACCAAAAAACGCAUUGUUUUAAGGAAGAGGAUGCGAAACGAUCCGCGCAGGCUCAAGCGGCGGCUGCGCAGGUUGCUGCUACAUUAAGCAGUGAAGAUUCAAACUCAAGUACCGUAGAACAUCACGUUCCGCAUGUGCCAGUCUCACCGGCACCUCCUCGUACUCCAACUCCCGCUGCACCUAAUUAUCCUGUGUCACCAGCACCAUCUACGCCACAUACACCACAUACACCAGUGACCCCACUGUCACAUACUCCUAGAGAAGAAAAGGAAGAAAACUUUCAAUGUGACAAAUGCAAUCUCGUGUUUCCUCGCUUUGAUCUUUGGAGAGAACAUCAACUGGUCCAUAUUAUGAAUCCAAAUUUAUUUCCAUCAUACCCUCCGGAUUCUCCAUUUGGAAUAUUGCAGCAACAUGCUCAAUUACAACAAUUAAAUGCUUCCUUAUCAAAUGAAGAAAAUCGACAUCCUUUAGUUGUGGCUUUAAAUCAACAAGUCGCUAAACGUAAAUUCGAUGAAUACGAAGAAAUAGACACAGGUGAACAACCAAAAGACAAGAGAUUGAGAACAACUAUUUUACCCGAACAAUUGGAUUAUUUGUACCAAAAGUAUCAAAUAGAGUCGAAUCCUUCAAGGAAAAUGCUAGAAAACAUAGCUCGUGAGGUUGGUCUGAAAAAGAGAGUUGUUCAGGUUUGGUUUCAAAACACGCGGGCUCGUGAAAGAAAAGGACAAUUUCGUGCACAUGCUCAAGUUAUAAACAAACGCUGUCCAUUCUGUCCAGCGUUGUUUAAAGUAAAGAGCGCCCUCGAAAGUCACUUGAGUACAAAACAUGCAGAUCAGUGUGCAAGAGGUGAAAUCAAUGUUGAUGCUUUACCCGAUGAAGAAUUAAGUACUGAAUCUACACCUAGUUUCGGAUCUCAACAAAGUGACAGACAACAAAAUUUUUCCCAAGCGGGGGCUCCCAUGUUGCCCCCUAUUUUUCCACCUUUUCACUCAGACAUGGAGAAAUUUAUCAAACAGUAUAGCGAAGAAUCGAUGAAGCGAUACGUAAACGAGAUGCAAGCUCAAGUUGUUCAACAAAAUGGAAAUACCAAUGAACUACCCACUGAAAGAAGAUCGGACCAUGUGAAACCUGAAAUUCCUUUAGAUCUCAGUAAACCAGUUGAUUUAUCACGACCUGGAUCAGAUGCGGAUGAAAGAUCAGAUACUGCAUCAGAAACUAUGGAGUUUUAUGAAGAAGAUGACCCAACAUCCCCUUUGACCGGCUUACCACACGGUCAGAGACAGCUCGGAAAACGUUACCGCACCCAAAUGUCCUCGAUUCAAGUAAAAAUUAUGAAAUCAUUAUUCAAUGACUAUAAAACUCCUACAAUGGCUGAAUGUGAAGCGCUUGGUCGAGAGAUUGGACUUCCUAAACGUGUUGUACAAGUGUGGUUCCAAAACGCUCGUGCAAAAGAAAAGAAGGCGAGGCUGGCUGCUGGUCUACCUGAAGUUUCUGACGCGCUACCACCCGAUGAAUGUCGUGUGUGUGACUUCAAGUACAGCCACAAGUAUUCUGUGCAAGAUCAUGUGUUUACACGGGGUCAUAUCGCAACAGUGCGAGCUCGUCUCGAGAACAGCGCAGGCGCAGGAGACGACGGCACGCUCGCGCUGAUGCAGAUGGCAGCUCGUCUGGAGUCCAGCCUGGGCAGCGAACUGCACAACGCCUUCCUACGGCCGCAACUCGCUGGCAACGGAACCAAUCCAGCUACGGUACCGCAUCAUCCUCAACCGCAAGGCCUGAUAGUUGAGACCGGCAACGGAGCGAGUGUACUGCAACUUCCCGCCACCACGCUCGAGCAGAUACGUCACAUCGCUGCCGAUCCGGGAGCAUCCACGCUGCGCUUACCUCCCCCUUCCCCCGAAGUUCCUGUCGGCGCCCGUGAACUGGACUAUGACUUAUGUUACGUUUGCAAACACUGCAAGGUAGCUUUUCCUUCUGCAGCUCCACUCCAAACGCACCAGUCCAGGUCCUGUUACGCUGGCCGAGACGCCUCAAGAGGUGUAAUCCGUGUGGUGCAACCCUCGCUAGAGUGCAGAUAUUGUCCGGGGGAGCGGUUCCGGAAUGCCGUGGACUUCCGACGGCAUGCAGAAUGCGAAACUCACAUACGAAACCAAACGCCGCUGCUCCAACCACCGCCAGCAGAGCCUUUAACUCAUGAAAUGGAAGAUGUCGUCAACCAGAUAACGUUGCUAGCGGCGCGCGCGGCCCAAGACACCACUUCGCCGAAGGACACCAACGUGAAUUUCUGCGUUCCUGGUCCACGAUUUCCCCAGCCAGGGGAAUUGCCUCUGGCCAGCGCAGGUCACUAAUACUAUCCCGAAAUGUAUAGUUACUACUAAUGAAGCCCUUCGCUCAUAAAUCGUUGUCCAACAACGCAACAGUUCACUAUUAGAUCUUAAAGCUUCUUUGAAUGUCGUCGCGUUAGACGGUACUUUCCUAGUUAUAAUAUUUAAAGCUUUUAGUUGUGUAAGUGUAGGUUAAUAGGGCUCGGCCGGCGGUUCCGCGAGGGACUGCCAGACCGACCGCGUCGCCGCCGCGUACUGGGAGGCGGCGCCGGCGGCCCGGCGACACGCGUCCGCCCGUCCGCACCGCAUAUCAUACGUUAGACAGGUUAAUAUAUACGUUUAUAGUUGCGGCGGUCGCGACGCGCGCUCGACUCGAGGCGACAAUAUACCCACCAUCUUCUCCCAGGAAAGCAAGUUCCUAUCUUUAUGGCAUAUAAUAUUAUCGAUAUUGAUAAUUACGAUUUAAUUAUUUGUUUAAAGCUAUGUAAUACAUACAUAUAAUCGUUCUAAUUUAGAUAUAGAUAUUAUGUUCUCGUAAGAAGUUCCUGAUGCAUCCUAUAUGUAUGAAGAUAUAAUAUAUACGUAUAUGAUUUUUUAAUGUGAGGCGGAGUUAGGUACGUAUGUUAGGCAGUAGAGCGGUCGUCCUCUCGCGCGGGUCAUGUUUGGAACGGAAUAACGGCCACGAAAUCGAAUUAAACGCGACCCUCGGAGCUUGACGUGUGACGUGACUUUCGACGAAAGUGACGGAUACUUAGUCUCAACCAUGGCAGUAGGGACGCGGGAGGGUGCGCCGGGGUUCGGACAUGUCGAGAGCCGCCCGCGGAGACGCGACAGAACCGCGUAGGCUUAUCGGUAACAGUUAAUUAUUGUAAUGAUUAUUGUAGCAAACUUUUCCAAAACGAACGAACUCGAAACUCGGGCUGCGCGCCAGCGCUCAGCCUACCUCGCAAACAAGUGAGUUUAUUUUGGAACUAAGUGUGAUUCUUGAAUUUUUAUUGAUAUUGUAAUGAUUAUUAGUAGUGGCAUAAGUGAAUCAGAGGCAAGUGAACGUACAUGCAGCGGCGGUGCGGUGGGACGCACCCGCGACAACUGCCCGCGCUAAAUAUGCAUGUAUGUAACAGCCUUAGUGUGUACGUGGAGUCCCUUAUAUUUUCAAUGGCACAGAACACGUUAUAAGUAUAUUUUACAUAUUUACAUUUUAUCUAGCGGAGUCUAUUACAAUAUAUUAUCUACGAGCGGAUCCUACUACAACAUUGAGUUUGUUUUUUAUAAAGUGCAAUGUUAUAUUCCACCGGUUGCCGGCGGUCCUUGUUAUAGGUAUUGUGCAAUGGGGCGAACGUGCGCGGGAAACGUCUCCCUUCGACAGCUUUACACCUCCCAAGAGGCGUCUGGGGUUACAUCAACGUUUCAGAUAGUUCACUCGGUGUUCAGUAUUGCGGCACUUUCUUUAAAAUAUAAUGCAUUAUAUUAAAACUGACAUUCGAAAUAUUUAACAUCUGUGGCAGACGCGAAUCGCGCACGCGUAGUUUCCCGACGCAAGGCGAGCGUCUUAACAACUUUAUUAUUUUGUUUACGGCGUUAUUAAAUUGAUAUUAAUUAAGAUAGCUCCUAUUUAAAUUUGUUGAGGUGUUCAGUUCGCAAUCUCCACCGCGUAACGUUUGAAGAGGUUUAUUUUGGUCGUUUUUUAAUUGGAAGGUAUGAUAUAAGUUUAUUUAUAUACGAGAACGUUUCUGUAGAGCGUUGUCGUCUCCGCGGCUGCGGAAAGAAUCAUGGUUCCUAUGUAUAUUUCAAUGUAACGCAUGUAGAUUUCAUUAUUAUUUCCAAACGAGUUAUAAUUCGGAUGAAUGUGUUGUGUCCGCCAAACGAGCCGCCACGGCCAUGUUGUUUGUUAAGUUCUAAUGCAUGUUCCUUUCGUUUUUAUAAUGUUUAGCAUAUUCAGCUCUUUCCUAUUGCCGAAAAACAUUUUUGUUAUGUAAAUGUGACUAGAACUCACUAAACUAGAUAUGUAAUGGUUAAUUACGAAUAUAAGUUAAACGAUCGUAAAGGUAGCGUGUCUAUCAUAGUUCCUAUACUGUAUUGUAAUACUAAAUUAUUUUAAAAGUUCUUUAAUAGUAAAAUAUACCGUUCCUACUAUUUUACCUGUAACGAUGAUUUUAACGUGAACUGACGAAUGAGGAUGAAUUCACAUCAAGUUUGGUGUUACUCUUAAAGCUUUGUUUUACAUUCAAAUGUGUCACUCUUGUUUAUGUUUCGCUGUUUAUUUGUAAACUGGUAUUUGGUUGUCAAUAUUAUUGUCAGUAGCGGCGGCCUACGCGCCUACGAACCAAACACCCAACCAACAGAUAUCGAACACAUUGUCAGGUGUAAAUGGUA